ACGAGUUGAUUCGACGUAAGAUUUGAGGUUAUGUUGUGUUGUGUUGACAUGUAGUUAGUUUUUGUUAAAGUUUUGUUGCAAAAAUAUGUGUUACGGUACUUUCGGACGAAUAUGUCACUGGGGGCCCUUAACCGCUUUAGGUAUCAUAAAACUGGUUAGUGGAAUGACCAUACACUGUAACGGGAUGUGGUGGCCCCCUUCGCGUACAUUAGGAGGUUUUCUUAACAGUCUUUUAUUUAUGAGCUUCUCAGGACUCACUCUGUAUAAUUUUUUAUCAUCCAUGUAUCAUGGGCCAGGGUAUUUAUCACUAAAUUGGAAACCAGCAAAGGAAAGUGACUCUGCUUACUUGCAAUGGUGUGGUGUAUGUCACGGAUACAAAGCGCCACGAUCUCAUCAUUGUCGUAAAUGUGGUCGAUGUGUGUUAAAAAUGGAUCAUCAUUGCCCCUGGAUAAAUAAUUGUGUUGGUUGGGGAAACCAUGCACAUUUUACGUCAUUCCUGGCUUUUGCCACACUCGGAUGUUUCCAUGCUGCUAUAGUCCUUGGAUGUUCACUGUAUAGAGCUCUGAAUCGCGUACAUUAUUUGUAUUAUGGCAUGGGGAAUGAACCAAUUGUCUAUUUGGGGCUGUAUGGAAUCAUCCUGUGUGUUCUUGCUUUAGGUUUUACUAUUGGUGUUGUAAUUGCCGUUGGAAUGCUUCUCAUCUUUCAGAUCAGGGCGAUUCUUCGUAACAGGACUGGAAUAGAAGACUGGAUUCUGGAAAAGGCCAAUUUCAGAAGGCGACACACCGAUGAAGUUUUUAUCUUCCCUUAUGAUUUAGGCCGGUGGAACAACAUCUGGCAAGUGAUGAAUCUUAGUUGCCAGCCUGUUGGUGACGGCAUCCACUGGCCUGUGACUGCCAACUGCGACCAAUAUACUUUGACAAGAGAACAAAUAGAGCAGAAGGACGAGAAAAGACAAAGGACUAAGAUGUACAAAAUUAUUCAUCCCGCGUCAGGAUCGUGGUUCCCGAUAACACAGGGUCUGAGAGUUUGUUGUUGUCCUCCGUGCACAGACGAGACGCGAAUUAAAUUACAAAUUGGUGAUAUGGUUUUAGUAACUAGAUGGAGAAAGUAUUGGCUGUUUGGAGAAAAAAUGCAGGAUUUGCCGCAGGACGAAGAAUCCUUGCAUAGGAUACGAGGCUGGUUUCCUCGAAGGUGUGCGGUGGAAGUGGUUGACAGUGCUAGCAACGGCGAACAAAGUGUGAGAGAGAAAAAAAUCAAAUAAGUAUUGUGGAACGUUAUGUAAGUGACAAAUGUUAGUUAAUUAUAAAAGAAAAA
This is a messenger RNA of Zophobas morio, 1314 nucleotides long. Its product is annotated as palmitoyltransferase ZDHHC6. The record is from RefSeq and is a predicted model, not a curated record. Gene Ontology annotation, biological process: protein palmitoylation. The coding region runs from base 86 to 1261 and encodes 391 amino acids. The transcript has 7 exons. Gene Ontology annotation, molecular function: palmitoyltransferase activity. Lineage: Eukaryota; Metazoa; Arthropoda; Insecta; Coleoptera; Tenebrionidae. Gene Ontology annotation, cellular component: Golgi apparatus.